AUGGCUCGUCCUCUCUCACUAAAGCACCCAUGUUUUGCCCUUGUGUUGCUUUAUAUAGCUUCUUCCUGCUGUGAAGCACAGGAUGCCAUCCAGAUUGUUGCAAGAGCUGCUCUUUGUUUCGAUAACCGAACUGUCAUCGACAACUGCCUGACAUCAAUGGGAAUAAGCACCAAUGGAACUGCGAACGCAACGUCGAAUUCAUCCACACCUGUGCCUCAACAGGACAACGCCACCGCCAGCUUCUGCAGCUCCCCAUGCUUAGGCGAAAUGAUGCUUAUGACCAGCUGCUUUGAUGGCAUAAUGUCCAGCUUCGGAUUCUACAGGCCGGGACUGAUGCAAGGAGUGCAAGCCGUAUUUCAAAUGGCGUGCAGUGGUGGAGGAGGAAAUGGCAGCAGCAACGCCACUCUGAGUCGUGUUGCUUAUGGAGGUGAUGUGAUGGGAGAGGCAAACGUUGGAGGUGUGCUGCUUGUGCCAGCAUUCAUGUCACUUCUCAUGCCUGUGCUCUUCAUCUCCUUUUACUUAGCAUGAAGAGAGACCACAAGUUGCAAUCUUAGUUCUUAGCUUGUUUACAUGUGUGUCAAUCUACAA
Molecule: messenger RNA, 588 nt
Organism: Musa acuminata subsp. malaccensis (wild Malaysian banana)
Lineage: Eukaryota; Viridiplantae; Streptophyta; Magnoliopsida; Zingiberales; Musaceae
Source: RefSeq, a predicted model, not a curated record